This is a messenger RNA of Medicago truncatula (barrel medic), 1966 nucleotides long. RefSeq names its product aspartic proteinase 36. The record is from RefSeq and is a predicted model, not a curated record. Gene Ontology annotation, biological process: proteolysis. Gene Ontology annotation, molecular function: aspartic-type endopeptidase activity. NCBI's taxonomy places the organism in Eukaryota, Viridiplantae, Streptophyta, Magnoliopsida, Fabales, Fabaceae. The transcript is spliced from 10 exons. Bases 380 to 1810 code for a protein of 476 amino acids.
ACAAACGGAAGGAACAAAGUGAAUGAAGCAAAGUAAAGGACGGCAAGACAACAAUAAAACGUUGUUAACUAAUUUCAGCGUGUUUUCUAAUAAUAAUAAAAAAACACAUUAUAGUUUGCCGUUGAAACCGCGAAAUUCCCUCUUCUCUCUCUUCCUCGUUAAUCUCUCUCUCUAUUCUUUCUUUUGUCUUUCUUCCUUUUCUUUUCUUUCCUUUUUCCUUCUUCUUCUUCUUUCCCUCUAUUCUUCUCUUCACCGACCCUUUUAUUUCUCUAUCAAUUGGGUCGGGCAAUGAACUAGACUCUCAUCCAUCAUCUCUUCAAUUUUCCUUUCUUUUCUUUCUCUUUUUGUAGCUUUUGAUUGAAGCUACGUUUAUAAAAUAAUGGAUCGUGUUAGCGGGUUGAUUCUUAUUGUUUUCUUGUUGUUUGUUGAUGCUUCCAAUGCUAAUUUGGUUUUCCCUGUUCAACGUAAAUUCAAUGGACCUCAUCGGAGUUUAGAUGCUAUCAAAGCUCAUGAUGAUAGGAGACGUGGUAGAUUUCUUGCUGCUAUUGAUGUUCCUCUUGGUGGCAAUGGUCUUCCUUCUUCAACUGGGUUGUAUUAUACCAAAGUAGGGCUUGGCUCUCCUGCUAAGGAGUUCUAUGUACAAGUUGACACAGGAAGUGACAUUCUUUGGGUGAAUUGUGCAGGCUGCACAGCAUGUCCCAAGAAGAGUGGUCUUGGUAUGGAUUUAACCCUCUAUGACCCUAACGGCUCGAAAACUUCAAAUGCGGUUCCUUGUGGUGACGGUUUCUGCACCGACACAUAUUCUGGUCCAAUUUCUGGAUGCAAGCAAGACAUGUCCUGUCCAUAUAGCAUAACUUAUGGAGAUGGAAGUACAACCUCCGGAUCCUUUGUGAAUGAUUCUCUUACGUUCGACGAAGUUAGUGGUAAUCUCCAUACCAAACCAGACAAUAGCAGUGUGAUUUUUGGGUGCGGUGCUAAACAAUCUGGGUCAUUGAGUUCGAAUUCUGACGAAGCCCUUGAUGGAAUAAUUGGUUUUGGACAAGCAAAUUCUUCUGUGCUUUCACAGCUUGCUGCUUCUGGAAAGGUGAAAAGAAUAUUUUCACACUGCCUUGAUAGUCACCAUGGAGGAGGAAUAUUUUCCAUAGGGCAAGUCAUGGAGCCAAAAUUUAAUACUACUCCAUUGGUACCAAGAAUGGCACACUACAAUGUGAUUUUGAAGGACAUGGACGUUGACGGGGAACCUAUUCUGCUCCCUUUAGAUUUAUUUGAUUCUGGAAGUGGAAGAGGAACAAUAAUAGAUAGUGGUACAACCUUGGCUUAUCUUCCGCUUUCGAUUUACAAUCAGUUACUACCAAAGGUUUUGGGUCGGCAACCUGGAUUGAAAUUAAUGAUUGUUGAGGACCAAUUUACUUGUUUUCAUUAUUCUGACAAGCUUGAUGAAGGAUUUCCAGUUGUUAAGUUUCACUUUGAGGGGCUUUCUCUGACAGUUCAUCCGCAUGACUACCUGUUCCUGUAUAAAGAAGAUAUUUAUUGUAUCGGCUGGCAGAAAAGUAGUACACAGACUAAGGAGGGAAGAGACCUGAUUCUUAUCGGAGAUUUGGUGCUGUCAAACAAACUAGUUGUAUAUGAUCUUGAAAAUAUGGUCAUUGGAUGGACGAAUUUCAAUUGCUCUUCCAGCAUUAAAGUGAAGGAUGAAAAGAGUGGAUCUGUAUAUACAGUGGGAGCACAUGAUCUUUCUUCAGCUUCCACAGUGUUAAUUGGAAGAAUAUUGACAUUCUUUUUGUUGCUUAUUGCCAUGUUAAGCACUUAAAUGAAUAAUUUAUAUGAGAGGUGGCAUUUAUUUCAUUUUGUUGUAACAUAAUUCUUUGAAUGUUGUGCUUUGUGCAUAUAUUUUUAACCAUUUCUCAUAUAGAGUGAAAUAUAACUGAGAAAGGGGUGAGCAAAACUUCAAAGCUAUUUUUAGCUA